GUUUAAUUAGAACUGAUGACUUUGUUCAGGUCCCCGGAGGGCGCUGGCACGUGUAUAAAAGCUCCGGCGGUCGCGUUGGCGCGCGCAGUCUGGACUUCCACAGUGAGCGGGAUCGGUGGGAUUAUAAACAACGACGAGGAGAACAUGACAAACGCACAGGAAGCGACCCGGCGCGACGCCACGACUUCACACGCCGCUGCAGAUGCAGUGAAGAUUAGAAGAAGAAAGGCUCAGUGGCUGGUUUCAGGCAUGUUAAGUCUGUCUUUGGUCAUUGUUGUGAUGGGUAUCUACACCAGCACGCGCACUGAGAGCGUCACUGUCACAGGAUACAUGUCAGGAAUUAUUUUGGCGUUUGGAUCAUUCUUGGGAGUUCUUGGACUAUGCCUAGAGGAAAACCGCAAGCAGCUGCUGAUUGCAGCCAUUGUGUUCCUGAGUUUUGGUAUAAUUUCCAGUUUCUUGUGUCUUGUGGUUGAUGGCGUUUUCAUCCUACUCAACAUUGAUAUGCGUCCAAUGAAGGCAGGAAGAUGUCAGUUCUACACCAGUGGAAAUAGUUACAUCUAUGAGAACUACUAUGCUACAGUUCCCUGCCAAGGACUAACAGAGUCGUGUAAUAUGAAAGUCCGGAGUGGAACGUGUUAUUGUUGUGAUCUGUAUGAUUGUGCAAAUGGAGGAUAUCUGAACAAUUACUAUGAGUUUGUUGGUGUUCAGAGCUGUCAGGAGGUCCUCUCUCUGUACGUUCUCCUCUGGGUCCUGACCACGCUUAACCUGCUGGCCUUCGUGUGUGGAAUCCUGACCACUGCUGUACUGGGAAGCAUUAAAGACAUGAAGAGUAGGGUGGUCGGUCUUGAUGUCUCCCAGUGGGGAGGUUCAUCUCUGUUCUCUUUUGAUGGGGCCAGCUGUUCUUCCCCUACUGCACCCCUGCUGAUAGACCCAAACUCACACACAGGACACCAGCUCUACCCGAGGACAUCGCUUCAUGUUUCUCCAGCAGCACCUGCUGCUGCAGGAUCUAGUGCAUCUCCAGGAGGAUCAUCAGAUACAUCCCAUGCACAGCCCAACCCACCUCCCUUUGCCCCCCUUUACAACCUGCUACCCUACAAAACCUCCAGCUUCUCAGCUUAGAACACCUGAAUCCAAAUAAAAAGACAUUUAGACUGCACUCUCCUUAAACUCAACAUGAAAAUGGACUGUUUACUUUCUAAAUAAAUGUCCUUGGUCUUAUUGUGCAAGAUUCAUCAGAGCACGCUCUCAAGCAAAUGGCUUGUUUUCAUAAUCUUUCAUCAAAAUGCUUUCUUCAUCUCUGUGAAAACAAUGGUGAAACAACGCCUUUUCUUUUUAGAUGGGGAAAAAUCAAAGCUAGAUAAUUGCAUUUUUCAGUUUUUCAUGACCCAGUCAACCCUUCACUCUUAAAAAUAAAGGUGCUUAAAAGGUUCUUCACAGUAGGGCCGUUUUCACCACUUUAGUUCCAGAACUAAACGUGCAGUACUAAAGUACUGAGACAAGAACCUUGUUUUCACAAAGAGCCUUUUGUGAAACAGAAAGGCUCUUCAGAUAUUAAAGUUUUUUUAUGGAACCAUUUAGAUUUAGCACCUUUAUUUUUAAGAGUAUUGAUGGAUGCAUAAGGCUUUAUGUAUCCAUCAGUACUCUUAAAAAUAAAGCUCUACCUUGUUUUCUGGUGGAUAUUCGAUUUCAUUUAUGAAUAAGCCAUAUUAUAGACAUUUAUUGAAGAAAUGCAAUGCUAAUGCCAUUACAUGUUAUUUUAUAAAGGUCGUAUAAGGGCAGUUCAGUAAAUAUCACCUAAUCAAAUAACUGGCUAAUUUGAAAAACAGUAGCACAAGAGACUAAUUACAAUCUGAUGUAGGCUGUUAUUGAACUAACUUCUCAACAGAAUAAUGUUCAUUUUCAGCAAUCUGAUUAAUUCUGCCAUACUUUAAAAUCACAGCUGUUAAUUUAAUUAGCUCGCUACAACUUUUGGUUUUCUUGAAGCACUUUUUAAAAGCAAAAGAUUGGAACAUACUUUCAAAAUGUAAUCUAGAUGUUUGUAUAUGAUGCGUUUCUUUUGAUAAACAAUUGUUGUAAGGUUUUAUAUGUUUUUAUACUUACAAGCGUUACUUUGAUAUAUAUUGUUUUAUACAAGUCUGUUUUUGUACAAUCUCUGUUAAAAGUUAGUUUUUUUUAUACCAAAGUCAAUGUACUUGGCAGUAAAAUAACAGUUUUACCCUCAUAAGGCUAUAUUUUAAGGCUGAAAAUAAAAAUUGGAUGUUUUAUCUAAA
Puntigrus tetrazona (Sumatra barb) is the source of this 2273-nucleotide messenger RNA. RefSeq names its product transmembrane protein 255B. The transcript is spliced from 9 exons. NCBI's taxonomy places the organism in Eukaryota, Metazoa, Chordata, Actinopteri, Cypriniformes, Cyprinidae. The coding region runs from base 16 to 1122 and encodes 368 amino acids. The record is from RefSeq and is a predicted model, not a curated record.